Messenger RNA from Brenthis ino (lesser marbled fritillary), 609 nucleotides. NCBI's taxonomy places the organism in Eukaryota, Metazoa, Arthropoda, Insecta, Lepidoptera, Nymphalidae. The record is from the annotation of a GenBank genome assembly.
AUGCCGAAAGCUACUAAGCUUCAUAACAAGGGUAAGACGAAUACUAUUCAGAAGUCUUGUAAACCAGAUAAAGAUAUAACAGACAGUGCUAAUCCUGAAGAGUCGAUAAGAGAAUUCCAGUUGCAAUUAUGCUGGUGCAUUCAACAGCUUGAAAGGACUUUAGCAGAAAAGAAAGGCAAUGAAAAGCAAUUACAAGAAGCUUGGAAAGUACUUACUGUGUUAAAGAAUAAUAAUCAGCCCAUGAUACGCAAAAGACAACUUAUGAGAACACAUUUUGGCGAUUACAGAGCAAAAAUGGCUGCAGAAGAAAAAAAACUUGCAAAAAUGGCAAGCAAAAUUAAGAUUUCUGAUAGCCCCGCUCAGCCAAAGGCUACCUUUUUGCGGAAAUCUGCCUUUUUGACGACUGGAGAUAGUUCAUUUAAAUUUAAUUUCCAUGUACCACAAGAAAAUACUGAUUCUAGUGUACUAAAUAACAUUGAUGAUAACACUGAAUCAACGAGUCAAGAUGACAUAGACAAAAAUAAAAGUUCAAAUACAGAAAUACAGAAUUCAAAAAGCAUUAAGUUUUCUAAUUCAGAUUCUGUAUUUAAAUUUAACUUUAAUAUAGAA